Messenger RNA from Wickerhamiella sorbophila, 879 nucleotides. RefSeq names its product Protein transport protein SEC13. The record is from RefSeq and is a predicted model, not a curated record. Bases 1 to 879 code for a protein of 292 amino acids. Gene Ontology annotation, cellular component: nuclear pore outer ring; COPII vesicle coat. Gene Ontology annotation, biological process: COPII-coated vesicle budding; positive regulation of TOR signaling; protein import into nucleus. The transcript has a single exon. Gene Ontology annotation, molecular function: protein binding; structural molecule activity. NCBI's taxonomy places the organism in Eukaryota, Fungi, Ascomycota, Dipodascomycetes, Dipodascales, Trichomonascaceae.
AUGGUUACGAUCAGUGCGGUUCACAGUGAUCUCAUUCACGAUGCCGAGUUGGACUACUAUGGGAAACGGCUGGCCACGUGCAGCAGUGACAAGACGAUCAAAUUGUUCGAGGUAGAUGGCGAGAACCAGAAGCUUUUGGACACGCUGCGAGGGCACGAAGGCCCAGUGUGGCAGAUCGCGUGGGCGCAUCCCAAGUUUGGAGUUAUUCUGGCUUCGUGCUCUUAUGACGGCAAGGUGCUGAUUUGGCGCGAGGAGAACGGGCAGUGGUCCAACAUCUCUCAACAUACUGUCCACCACGCGUCGGUAAACAGCGUACAAUGGGCACCUCCAGAGUACGGUGCGGCGUUGCUGUGUGCUUCGUCUGAUGGCACGGUUUCGGUACUCGAGUUCAAGGACGAAGUCAAGCCCGAUAGUGUUGUGAUUCCUGCUCACCAGAUUGGCGUCAACGCAGCCGCAUGGGCUCCGGCAUUGCCUGGUGCUACCGAGGGUCCCGCCGCACGCCGGUUCGUGACGGGUGGCAGCGACAAUCUGGUCAAGGUCUGGAAAUACGACGCUGGCCAAAAGCAGUACGUCGAAGAGGCGACUCUUGAGGGCCACACUGACUGGGUUCGCGACGUAGCUUGGUCACCGUCCCUGCUAGGCAAGUCGCACAUCGCCUCGGCCUCGCAGGACAAAACGGUGGUUAUCUGGACACAAACCGCCGACGAAAAAUGGGAAAAGAAGCUUCUCAAGCACGACAAGUUCCCGGACGUGGUCUGGCGCGUCUCCUGGUCGCUUUCUGGCAACGUGCUCGCGGUCUCGGGCGGGGACAGUAAAAUUACUCUUUGGAAAGAGAACCUGCAGGGCGACUGGGAGCCCGCAGGCGAAGUUAGUGAGUAG